UGCAAAUGUGAAAGGCUAGAUGCAAUGGGAGGGAGGGUGGCUCUGAAAAUUACCAACUUUUAGGGCAGUGGUGGGAGGAGGGGGUGGGGGGGGAAGAUACCUUAGGCAAUAGUUUAUCUGUAUGGAAGCUGGCUUUGAAAAGGAGAGAAGAUAUGAUUAAGGGGGGUGGGGGAUGAAAGAAAUUAAGCAGCAGCAGCAGCAGCGUUGGGGAACGAAGCGAGGGAAAUGAUUAUUAAUGGGAGAAAGGAUUUGGCAUUCGCGUCUAUGGAAGGCAACUUUGCAGCAUGAGAUCAAUGAGGGAAUGAGAUCAAAGCCGGAGAAGGAGGAAGACAGGAGCUCAUCUUUAUUUAUGCUACAGAGAACAGAAAUCAGAGUUUGGGGGGGGCUAUCUGGGGUCAGCUUCCUCCUGCGAGCUAGGGUCAGCUCUGGAAGGAGGGAGCAAAGGGGGACGGACAGGAGCGUGUGGAUGUUUUUUAAACAAGCUACACGGGGUUCCAAAGCAGGCAAAAAGGGAAGCUCCCAGCUUCAUCUUCCUGCGGCUUUGGAAACAACUGUGGUUGAGACACACACCCUGACCCACCUCAGCCCCUCCUUAGAAAGAGACUCAAUUUAAAAUACAGAUUCUCUGAAGAAGGAAUGGGGUGGGUCCCAAAGCCGUCGAAAACUGUCCAGCAGCUUCUUAAAAGGCAGUGGCUCUGUUUGCUCCUCCUUCCCCAUCCUUCUUUCUGGGCCAGUUCUUGGGGGUUUGUGGAUGGGUCCAGCCCAUAGGCCCCUUGUGUGUAAGAUCAGAGGAUGCUGAGCAAACACACAACUGGGAAGAACAGCUACAGCCCGUACUCUGUUGAGCUCAGGAGAAUGGCAAAGAAACACGGCUCACAUGAGCAUGCCCUGGACUCCCUCUCCUACAAACCAAAGGUGUGGCUGAAGGAGCUGCCCCGGAAGGACUGCCUGGAAGCGCCGAGUUCCAGCCUGGUGGACCUGUCCAUGUCCAGCUCCAAGCUCAGCAGUAGCCCCAGCACAGUGGGCACACUCAAGCGCCCCACCAGCCUGAGCCGGCAUGCCAGCGCUGCUGGCUUCCCUCUGUCCCCUGCGGGCACCCGGGGCAUCACCAAGGGACAGAAGACCCCUGCCUCUUACAGCCCCAUCGACAGCGGGGAGGGGACUUUCAUUGAUGUGGAGGACAUCUCGCAGCUCCUGGCCGACGUGGCCCGGUUUGCCGAGGGUUUGGAGAAGCUGAGAGACGUGGUCCUCAGAGACGAUCCCUUGGAGUCUCACCGGCCGCUAGCCCACGAGUGCCUGGGGGAAGCCCUGCGGGUUCUCCGGCAGGUCAUCAACAAGUACCCACUGCUCAACACCUUGGAGACCUUGACAGCUGCAGGAACCCUAAUAUCCAGGGUCAAAGGUUUCCACUACGAGUCCAGCAAUGAGACGGACAAGCGGGAGUUCGAGAAGGCUCUGGAGACCAUCGCAGUCUCCUUCAGUAGCACCGUGUCUGAAUUCCUCAUGGGAGAGGUGGACAGCAGCACCCUGCUCUCGAUACCUCCCAGCGACCAGAAUCAGUCGAUGGAGAACCUCUACGGAGGGAUGGGCACAGACGGCAUGCCAGCCGGCAUGGAAAAAUUUGAUCCAGUCCGUCCGUCUGCAGAAGAGGUGGACAUCAUGCUCCAGCGGUGUGAGGGCGGCGUGGAAGUUGCUCUCCAGUAUGCCAAAAACAUCUCCAAGUACAUGAAGGACCUCUUCUACUACCUGGAGAAGAGGACCACUCUGGAGAUGGAAUUUGCCAAAGGACUGCAGAAGAUGGUGAACAGCUGUAAGCAAACGAUCACUCAGGAGCCACACAUGCCGUUCCUGUCGAUCUACUCGCUGGCUCUGGAGCAGGAUAUGGAGUACGGCGCCACAGUCGUGCAAACGGCUGCCACCUUGCAGAACCAUACCUUCCUGCAGCCACUAGGAGUGAGACGCCUUGAACAUGAAAAGCGAAGGAAGGAGAUUAAGGAGCAGUGGCACCGGGCCCAGAGGAAGCUGCAAGAGGCUGAGACCAACCUGCGCAAGGCCAAGCAGAUAUACAUGCAGCGCUGUGAAGAACACGAGAAGGCCAAGUAUAUGACCGUGAAGGCUGAAGAGGAACAGCAGAACACCAGCAACACCACCACCAAGACCCUGGACAAGAAGAGGCGGCUGGAGGAGGAGGCCAGGAAUAAGGCAGAGGAGUCGAUGGCCACAUACCGGACCUGCAUCGCAGAUGCCAACACAAAGAAGCAGGAGCUGGAGGACACCAAGGUGAACGUCCUGCGGCAGAUCCACGAGGUGAUCAAGCAGAGCGACCAGGUCAUCAAAUCGGCCACAAUCUCCUUCUACCAGAUCAUGCACAUACAGACAGCGCCCCAGCCCGUCCACUUCCAGACCUUGUGCGAGAGCAGCAAGCUGUACGACCCCGGGCAGCAGUACGCCUCCCACGUCAAGCAGAUGGAGCGGGGAGACGAACCCGAGACCCAGUAUGACUUUGAACCCUACGUGUCGCAGAACGCCUGGUCCCCCUGCAUCCGGCCACGGAAAGGCAGCUUUAAUGCCAGUGACUUCAGUUGUGCCGACGGGGCUGCACCCUCCAAGGACGGAGGCGUCUCGGAGGGAGGGGCAGCGGCGAGGGAGCAGCAAAGUGGGACCGUGAACGUGGAACGGAGAGGUGGGAGAGGACACCAGGUCCAUAAGUCUUGGCCAACGUCCAUCAUUGAAACAGAGGGCAGCCUGGAUUCAGCCUCAGGUACAUUUAGCCAGAAGUUCCAGCGGAUGUCUUCCAAUGGCACCAUGUCCUCUAAUGAAGAGCUGGAUGAGAAGGAUGAGAAUGCGGCCUCGUUUGAACAGAGCAUCAAUGGGAUAGCCCCUGAAAUGACGGCUCCGACGGGCCCAUUCCGAAACGUGGGUUUAUCCAAGGCUGCCCAGACCCAUCGGCUGAGAAAACUUCGCACCCCUUCGAAAUGCCGGGAAUGCAACAGCUACGUUUACUUCCAGGGAGCGGAGUGCGAGGAGUGCUAUUUAGCCUGCCACAAAAAAUGUCUGGAGACCCUGGCCAUCCAGUGCGGCCACAAGAAACUCCAAGGGAAGCUGCAGCUCUUUGGCCAGGAUUUCACACAGACGUCCCAGAACAGCUCGGACGGCAUCCCCUUCAUUAUCAAGAAGUGCAUCUGUGAGAUCGAGAAGCGGGCUCUGAAAACCAAGGGCAUCUAUCGAGUCAACGGCGUGAAGACACGCGUGGAGAAGCUUUGCCAGGCAUUUGAGAAUGGGAAGGAGCUGGUGGAGCUGUCCCAAGCCUCCCCUCACGAUAUCAGCAACGUCCUGAAGCUCUACCUGCGACAGCUGCCAGAACCCAUCAUGCCCUUCCGGCUGUACAAUGAACUCAUGGGCCUGGCCAAGGAAAGCCUGCAAGGUGGGGGCGAGACCAAGACCAAGGCUGGGAAGGGAGGUCCCGAGCUGGUGGACAAGGGAGCUGAGACGGACAAGAUGGUGGUGACAUUGGUGACAAAGUUGAAGGAGCUGCUGAAGGAGCUUCCACGGGAGAACUUGGCCACGCUGCAGUACAUCGUGCAGCACCUGAGAAGGAUUGUGGAAGUAGAACAGGAUAACAAAAUGACCUCGAGCAACCUGGGCAUUGUCUUCGGGCCAACGCUGAUGCGCCCCCGGCCCACCGAGGCCACCAUCUCCCUGUCCUCGCUGGUCGAUUACCCCCACCAGGCUCGCAUCAUUGAGGCCCUCAUCAUCUUCUACUCAACCAUUUUCGAGAACAAGGUGGCUCAGCUACUGACCAGCUCUGACAAACACACAGAGGAUGCCGAAGAGGGGACCAGGCACUCUAGCCAGGACAACAAACCCCUGGUUCCACACAGCAACAUCCCGUACCUUGAGGUGCCCUUGGAGAAGGGGGAUUCAGAGAACAACGCCGAUCCGUUCAGAGAAUCUGGCGACCGCUCGAUAGAUUCCGACUCGGAGCUGGAAGAGGGGGCGGAACUGCCGGCUGCAGAGGAGGGAGCCCCGAGGCAGCGGCUGGUGAAGCAAGGAAGCGAGACAAGCACGGACGAGGCUCAAUUCUGCGACGACGUGAGCGAGGGGCAGCUGAGCACGACCGGCAGCGUGGGCCAGUCGGACGCGGAGUGCACCUCUUCCCUGCAGCGCAACCCGGCAGGGGAGGAAGAGCAGAGCGACCCGGAAGAGGAAUCCGUCUCGGAGACAGAGGGCAAGGCAGGCCAGCAAGAGACACCUCUUUCUGACUGUAACACAAACCAGUCCAAUAACACGCUGCUGUCCGAGCGCUGCCGGGGGCACCGGCUGCUGCCCGCCGUUCGGCUACGGGACGGCACGAUAGUGGUGAGGUCAGCCAGCGAAUGGCAGCCCAGGUUUGUCUAGGCCACCAUGCAAAGGCUAUGCAAUGGACAACGGGGCAGGGGGGCUGGCCAGAGGGGCUACCCGCAUGCAGCUACGCGAAGGGCGAUGCUGUGCAUAUUCAGGGAAGGGAGGAGUCAGGCGCAGCCAAGCCUCAGGGAGCUCACAAGGGUUUCGUAUGCUAGCUGCAGACAGUAGUCACCUUUAUCUAGUGACUGGAGCUUCCAUACAAACCCCCUCCGCAUGGACGUUCCAAUCAGCCAGACGACGAGUUGUCCUUGCAGUACCACAGCUUCAGCUAGACAGUAACUAUAGCCAUAAAGCAUAUUCCUUUGAGAGGAGUCGUCCAACGAGGGUGGAUUUGACCUCGUCCUGGUGGAUUGGGAAGGGAUCCAGACCCUGGCUGUAUCUAUGCCAUGCUGCUGCAGAGGGUUUAAACUCACCUUUAUUUAAAUAGCUCGUCAAGAACAGAGAUGCAGCUACUGAAGCGUCUAAUCCGCUGCAGCGAUUACUGAAAACUCCAGCUUCCAGGACUAGGAAGGGACACGAGAGUGCUUUGCGUUUAACUAACCUGUUUUAAGAACGCGCCACCUUCUUUCCCCUCAAGUCUAAGCAUCCCAGGUGGCAGAAUAAAUCUCUUAUGUUUGUACGGAGUAGAUCCCAGAACGCUUUGUACCAUGGAGAUGCACAGGCUCUGUGGUGGCAGAUAGGAUGCCACACAGAGCAGUGGGAGUGGCAUCAUGGACAGCUUUUGGGCAAUUGCCUACCACAACCUCGCAUAGGUGUCACCCAAGCACAGACAGCCGGUCGGUAGAGGGGGGAUAAAGCUUCUAGAGGCAGGUUUGAGAGUAGCCAGGUUUGGCAGGAAGGUGGAAGUCACUGCUGUCCUCCUGUAUAACUUGGGUGGGGUGGAGUGGGGAACUUCACGUAUUGAGACUGUGUAUUGCUGUGUGAUGCUCACAAAGGGCACAAACACUUAUGGCUGACUGGCCCAGGCAUGCCAACUGCAGCUACAAGUCAACUGCAAGAACCCGGGGCACUCCUGUGAAACAUGGGACUUAACUAGUGACCUGCCUUUCCACACCCAGCUUAUUUAUGGUCUUUCUUCCGCUCGGCAAGAUCAUAGAUGACACUGCGUGAGAGCGGCUGGCUGUUCUCGACUCACUGCUGUGAAUUAGCGUGGAGGGUGCCACGGGGCAGGCAGGUUUUCCCAGCUGUAAUUCCUUUGGAUCCUGGGCUCUCUUUAGUCCUUCCUGCAGUUUCUUCUACAGGCAGCCAGUACCCUAACCUGAGCUGUUUUUAAAGGAGCUUGAACUGUAAUUUCAACAAAGAAGGGGUGCACAGUGCUCACAGGAAUGGAAAUCCAUGAUGCAGACACAGCCACUCCAACUGUGCCUCUUGCUGAGAGCCGGAUGACUUGCCCUCUCUGCCCCAAUCCACAGGACAAGCUGCCUUCAGUGGGACAGGAGUUGCCUGAAUUGAGCUACUGGACAUUCCAGUGUCGGGGGCUCUUUAGCUGACCUGUCAACAUGUGCCCAAGGACACAGCUGGCAAAGGAGCUUAAGGGAAUAAACAGAACCAGGCAUGAUGACUUUAAAGAAACACAGGAGCUCACAUCACUGCAGUAGCAGAAGAGACUGAAUUUGCAAAUAGAUUUUAAAACAAAAUAGCUGAAAAUCACUUCCUCUUAUUUCCCACCCCAGCCUGUCCUCAGGCUUCCAUGUUCCUCUUGCAACGGUUGAGAGUGUUGCUAAACCCCGUAAGUGAGCAGGGAGAAAGCUGAACAAACACCACCAGCUCCCCAGCCAAGUUUCACUCACCUGUGCUGGUGUGAUCACAUGAAGCAGUCAGGUUACAGUCUCCAGCCCACCGCAUGCACAUUACUCCCCAACUCUGAGCACCUGCUGGCUGGUGUGGUCAAUCGCUACUUUUGCUAGCCCACAAACUGUCAUUUUAAGGGUACAGUCUAGUGAGCUGAGCUCAGAAACUCUUAUUUGAACACCGUACCUCUCCACCCUUGAAUAAGUCACCUAUCUCUCUGUAGAGCAGGUGUACAAGUUAGCUACCUCCCAGGCCUGUUGUGAGGGUUAUUAAUUUCAGCUGAAAACAAAGCCUGCCUCCAGGAUUCAGCUUUCUGCAUUUUGUAUUCAGUCAAAGCAUGAUGCCUGCCAUCCCCCCAUGGUAUACACAUAAAGCUCCCACUGUCACUUGUGCAUAAGGGGGCAUGGACAUCAAUCACACGGACAAAUUCUACGAUUGCUUCCCCGGACUCAUGCUCCUAUCCAACACUGUCUGUCACCUCGUAGCUUAAUUUAACAAGGACGGGCUGUUUCUCCUCACCCAAGAGAUCCACCGAGGAUAGGCGACAUUCCGAGGCGAUCCAAAAAAAAAAAAAAAAACCACAGCAGGAGCGAAAGCUGCUUUCUAUGACUUACACACAGACACUCUUCCUCAGCAACUUACGGAGUCAUGUGGCUGGGACAAAAACAUCUGCCCCUGUUCAGAGAACAGGCUUCACCACUAGAGGUCACUAGGCCCAGCUCACAGAUUAAGCAGACAACCUGCCGCAGCUAGAGAGAACCGUGGCACUCUAAACCUGUUCGGGGUCUAGUACUGUCUCAUGCCCAGAUCCUCACAGGGGUUUAGGCUCCUGACUUCCACUGAUUUCUAUGUGAGGAGCCUAAAAUACCCCUGGGGCUGUCCCUGCUCGGGAGAAGCCACCAAAUCAAGCCACCCUUGGGCAUAGCUACUGCUGUACUGAAUGGAUGGCUACGUCCCAGGUUUGGGAUGGUAAUUACAUACUGCUGCAUUAUGAAGGGAGGAAUAAAGAUUCUGUUGUUCAGCCAAAUGUUAUAGACGCCAGAGCUAAGAGGAUCAAUCAUCUUUGAAGCAAGUGGAAAGAACUCAGGAAUGCGAGAUGCCUGGAACUCUCCAAGCCCCAGUUAAAAUAAUGGCAGAAGUUUCUUGGUGAAGAAAUACAGCUGCUUGUAGAGGUGGAGGUAACCUAUCUAAAGUAGACCACAAACUGGUUUGUUUGUAACUGAGCUGGAAGACUGCAAGACUCCUCACUGCAUUGUCCUUCAAUACAACGGUUACAUUUUACUGCAGCUUGUUUCCAUCUUAGGAGAAGGAAUCAGAACUGCUUCACUACAGUCCUGUCCUACUGCUAACCCUGGGCAAUAUGGCGAGUGGGUGUGCCUGGACAGCUGAGUGGGUGCACAAGAGGGAAUGGAGUUUCGGUGUUACAAGUGCUGUGUUUGUGCUUAGCAUGGUACCAUGCAGCCUGUGUUUGUAUAUUGUUCAGCUGCCAGAGAUGGAGCAUGUUUAUAUGAACACAAGUCACAGCCUUGCUGUGCACAGAAGUCUUAUGUCGUUUGUGCUCUAUGCAAAUCCACAUGCUUCAAAGAAAUAAAAAUGUGUUCAGAUGAGCGUU
Molecule: messenger RNA, 7807 nt
Organism: Chelonia mydas (Green sea turtle)
Lineage: Eukaryota; Metazoa; Chordata; Testudines; Cheloniidae
Gene: ARHGAP45
Product: Rho GTPase activating protein 45
Exons: 23
Coding region: 793-4398 (1201 amino acids)
Biological process (GO): signal transduction; activation of GTPase activity
Cellular component (GO): membrane
Molecular function (GO): GTPase activator activity
Source: RefSeq, a predicted model, not a curated record